CAUUCAGCUUUCAGCCAUUGACAGUUUGCUCAUCCAUUUUUUAAUAUCAAGAAUGACUGGGAGAAAGCACUCGUGCACCUAAAUACUACCAAUACCAAUGACUGGGAGAAAAGUUUUUGUUAAUUUCAUUUCUUUGAAAUCUCCUUUUCAAGUUAAAUGUGAAUUACUUCCUGAAUCUGAACGACGUUCAGAUUUUAUUGUGUUAAGAGAACUACUAUUUAAGGCGAUGAUGUUGGACAAGUCAAUUUUGGUAUUAGGAGGUAGAGAAGCGUCAAACGUAGAAGACAUUCUAAUUUUGCAAUACGAUGAGGAUUUUGGAGACAUCAUAGACGUUAAUCAUGACGUUGUGUUUUAUCACAAACAAAAAGAUGUAGUUGUGGAGCUUAGAAAGAACUGCCCAAAUGAAGAAAUGUCAACCAUUACAUCUUUCUCGUUCAAUGGUAGAGAAGAAAAUGACGUUGCAAGUGGAUUCCCUGAACCAGGCAUUAUUGAAAAUUUGGGUAAAUCUGAACAUUCUCCAUCAUCGAAGAAAAAAUUCUUCUGUGAUAAGUUGAACAAAGGAAAAGAUGCUUCAAGUGAAUUGCAUGAUGUAACAGACAAUCAUAAAUCUGAUUGCGAGUCUUCUUCAUCAGCAAAAAUGCAAUGCUCUGCAAACACUUUGAAUUUGGAAAAUGAUGUGAGUGAUUCGAGGGAAUUGCUUUCAUAUGCUGUCAUAGAUGGAGUGAAACACACAGCAGUGUUAGUAAAGUUUGAUGAAACUGAUGUUGAUGCUGUGAAGAUCAAUGUGCUCACACACAACGAACUUUUUGAUGUGUUUCAUACACAGUCAGAUGGAAACUAUGCUGCCUGCAGCAGCGACAGCGAAUAUGAGAGCACUGAUUGUAUUUCUGGCACUGAUCACGGUGAUGCUCAGAGUCUUAAUAAAUCUCCCAGACAAAAACGCAAACGUUUUAAAACGAAGAGAGCAACGUUAGCUAAGCCACCAGCAAUUUCAACUAGCAACAUCGUCAACAAAUCUACUAAGGAAUCAAACAUCGGAGAAAUUGUAUCUCAUCAAACAUCAGUUGGCUUGACAUCAGUAGCUGGAACAGCAGCUAACAACCCUCCUGCACGUUCACUGGUUAAAAUGUCUAAAAACAUUCCAUCAGAAGAAGUGAUACUUAGUCUGCCAAACGAAGGCAAAGAGGAUUUUGAAAUCUAUCCUAUUCUCGCUACAGCAAUUCAGAAAAAUGUCCUUACUCUUCACCGUAACCGAUUUCUUUUGGUUUGUGCAAAACAAUUGCUUAACAUCAACAAAGGAUCAAUGAUAAGUAAAGGCAUGUACAAAAGGUAUGCCAAAAUGGUCGUGGAAAAGUAUCCUUGUCUGAAAGAUAUUGAUUUUGAAGAAGAAUUCCUGUCGGUGAAAAUGAAAAUUAUAAAAGCCGUAAACAAUCAAAGGGGAAACGUGAAAACGAAAGAAAGUAGGAAGUUGAAAGUUAAUGAUGCCCACGAACCUAAUCAAUCGCAGAACCUGGAAUUUCCUGUAAAUGUUCAAGAAUCACAAUUGGAUAUCGCUGCUUCGGAUAUCGAGAAAAGUUUCAAGGAAAGGCGUCUCUACGUUAAAACAAAUUACACCCUAAGAACGGAUCAAAUACUGGCAGCAAUUCCUUUUUACUUGGAUUUUCCGAAGGUUUAUGCAGAUUUCCUGAAAAUGACUGAAAUUAACGAAUCUCUUUUUAAAGUUAAUUUUGAUGAGCUGAUUGUUAACCUAAAGCGCUAUUACCUUGCAGAACAUAAUAAUCAGAGUGCAGCAUCUACAGCAGUUUUCUUUGAAGGAGAAAAGGGAACGAUUGGAUUGUUGAUGGCCAUCAACCGUUUGUGUUCUACAAAAAAGGGAACCAGUUCUUCAGCAGAACUCUUUGAAAUAGCACAAGUAAACAUGCGUGUUGAACCAUCAUAUAAAGGCAUCAAUGCGAGGGCCUUGUUAUUCUUCGAUGACCACGACUAUUUACAGUCGAUGCUUAUUAUUUGUGGAACUGCCAGGAACUUCAAGAACAUCCCAGUUACAAAGAGUUGGCAAGCUGUCUUUAAAUUACUCAGCGUAUACUACGUCUUUGAUGGGAACUAUCCUGCCCUUUAUGGUGUGUUGUCUGUCAUUGAGCGCCGCUGUAUUUCUCAGCUACUAAACACCUCUAUCACUGUUGACCCGAAAGACAGUUCAUCUCUUAAAGUUUUCAUUCGUAAGUUUAAUGCUUUCAUGAAAAACUCUUAAAUUUUCUAUUCACUGGAAUACUGUAUCUAUAAAUACGUGACGUAGAUAUAGUUUUGAUGUUUUAGUGGCAUAUCUACAACGUUGGUAAUUUCAUCUGAAAAUUUGUGUCUUGUUUGAUGUGUAUUGAUGCUGAAAUGAUACCACCUUUUGAAAUACAGAAU
Messenger RNA from Daphnia magna, 2412 nucleotides. RefSeq lists its product as uncharacterized. The record is from RefSeq and is a predicted model, not a curated record. NCBI's taxonomy places the organism in Eukaryota, Metazoa, Arthropoda, Branchiopoda, Diplostraca, Daphniidae. The transcript has 8 exons. Bases 98 to 2251 code for a protein of 717 amino acids.